AUGAGUGAAGCGAUGGCUUAAAGUUUCUUAGUAACACAAUUUUGCUUAAAUCACCCUAACGAAUAACUGACUAAUUUUUGUCAAACAGCAGAUUGUUUAAAGGCAUUGUGUGCAGAAUGUAUUGAAUCGCAUAAAAAAUAUCAUAAUUAAUUGUCUACUGAUGCGGAUAUUGAAAGCUUUGUAAAUGUGAAAUAGUAAUGCUAAAAAAAAAUAAAAUCAGGCUUGGUAGAAAUGUAAAAGAUUUAAACCAUGGUUAACUAAUAUGGGCAAACUGAAUACGAAGAUUAGACAAUAAAAGAUAUAAAAAAGGCCAAAGAAAAUGUAAUAAAUUUAGUUAAUCAAUACUUUAUAUUAUUGGAGGAUCAAUAUAAGCAAUACUUAGAAUCAUAGACUAACUCCUAAUAAAUUUUCAUUCAGCAAUAGGAGAAUGUUUAGAAUUUUAUAAAUGAAUUAGAGAAUUUAUACGUUGGAUUGGAAAAAUGUUUGCAGUUUGGACAUAAAAAAAAAUUAGCUUAAAUUUAAGAAGGUUAUGAAAAAUUUAUAAAAUUUGCAAUAAAAACCAAUCCAUCUAUGAUCAAGGUUAAUUAAACUAAUUUACAACAUAUUUAAUAAGCUUUGUAUAAUUAUGUAUAAAUUGACUUUAUUCCAUUGUAAACUAAUUUGUUAUUGAAUACUAGUUAGAUAUCAUAAAUUAUUUAAGAAACAUAUCUUUAACAAAAUGAAUUCUUUAGAAAUAAAUAUAAAUUAUUGCACUUUUUUGAGACUGGAAAAUCAGUGCUUUGGUUAUUUGAUUUGAGCUUACCUGAUUAAGUGUGGAGGCCUGUUUAAAUAUCAAAUUAUGUUGAAGUGUUACCAUUUUCAAAAUCAUUAAUAACUCCCGAUGGACAGAUUUACUUAACAGGAGGGUCUUUGCCAAAUAAGAAGAAGAGCAAUACAAUUUAUCAAUUCAAUUUUUCUAAUUAUCAAUUAUAAGAAAUCGGAUAAAUGAAUAGUGGUAGAAGUUCACAUGGUUUAAUUUGGAAAGAAAAUCAACUUUUUAUUAUCGGUGGAUAUUUAGAUAACUUGUAAAUAACAAAUUAAUGCGAAUCCUUUGAUUGUCUAAACAAAAGAGUAAUAAAAUUACCAAAUUUAAGUUAUGCUCUAGGGUCUCCUAGUGUUAGUAUAUUUAAUGAUACAGUUACAGUUGUUGGUGGAAUAAUGCAAAACAUGUAGAUUAAUUAAUAGAUUGAAUUUUUACAGAAGGACACUUGGGUAUCUUGCAGUGUGACAUCAUAAUUGACUUCUAUGGCUUCAAUGAUGUGUUCAAUUCAAAUAGAAUAAAAUUAAUUAAUGAUAUUUGGUGGAUAUUUAGAAAAUAAUAAAGGCUCAAAAGAAUGCACUGUUUUAGAGAUUAAUGACAGGACAGCAAAAGUAGUUCAAACCAAAUAGCUUCCUUAAGCUGAAGGAUUCUGGAAUAAUGUGCCAAUCAUUCAUCAAGGAAGGGUUUUGGCUUUACAGAAUGUGGUGUUGGAUAAUCAAGGCAAUUGUGCUUAUGAUCAAAGAAGAAUCAUAAUUUUUGAUGGAACAUUUUGGAAGUAUAAUGAUUUAAAAUGA
Paramecium tetraurelia is the source of this 1593-nucleotide messenger RNA. RefSeq lists its product as uncharacterized. The record is from RefSeq and is a predicted model, not a curated record. Gene Ontology annotation, biological process: DNA recombination. The transcript has 3 exons. Gene Ontology annotation, cellular component: nucleus. NCBI's taxonomy places the organism in Eukaryota, Ciliophora, Oligohymenophorea, Peniculida, Parameciidae. Gene Ontology annotation, molecular function: DNA binding; protein binding.